Myripristis murdjan (pinecone soldierfish) is the source of this 4938-nucleotide messenger RNA. Its product is annotated as PH and SEC7 domain-containing protein 4. Gene Ontology annotation, biological process: regulation of ARF protein signal transduction. The transcript has 17 exons. Lineage: Eukaryota; Metazoa; Chordata; Actinopteri; Holocentriformes; Holocentridae. Gene Ontology annotation, molecular function: guanyl-nucleotide exchange factor activity; phospholipid binding; protein binding. The record is from RefSeq and is a predicted model, not a curated record. The coding region runs from base 703 to 4173 and encodes 1156 amino acids.
CUCGACCGCCCCUCGCAGGUUUGGAGUAGCUCGCUGCUGCAGCCGGAUAAAUGUCGAGGUCCUUAGCUAAUCCAAGGCAUUUCUGUUUGAGCACGAGCAGAGCAGGAGGCGGCGGAAGUUCGAUCGUAAUCUAUCCAAAAUGGACAGGCGGCACAAAGGAGGAGGACCAGGUCCAGACUGGGGCGUGUGACUUGCAUGCAUCUUAUUUUUUUGACACUGCAGGCUAAAAGGCUGACUGGCUAAAAGAGAGCAGCUGUGGGACUUGUUUAGUGUGAAAGAGACAGUCAACUGAGGGAUAACAGUGUGUGCUUGUGUGUGUAUGUAUGUGUGUGUGUGAGAGUGAGAGAGAGAGAGCGAGAGAGAGAGAGAGAGAGAGAGGAGGGUUUGUGUGAGGGCUAAGCUCUUUGACAGCACCACAACCCUACACUGUAGCAGAGCUGAGUGGUGUGCCCUUCCCUCCCACAAGACUUGACUCAAAACCCCACAAGCCGAGUGAUCAUAUGAUGUUGCUUUUAAGAGCCCAGAGGGGAUCCUGCUGUUUGCAUGCCGGGCGGCAGCGGAAGUUGUGACACAUUUCUGACACAUUUCGUGUGUGACCUCAUUGCAAGAUGGCCAGCAUUAAAUCAGUAGAGGACAAUAUUUCAUAGUUAUACCGCAUUUACAGCUACAGUAGCUCUCACUGUAUCCCCAAAGGAGAAGCUAAUGGAGGAGGAAAGCUUGUGCUCCUCUAUACAGGAUAUUAGAGAUUCAGCUGCUCAGAAGUCACAGCAAGAGUCACGGACCUCUUCAGACCACCUGCAUCUCAAUGGACAGCAGGAGACUGUUGUGUGGCAUGAGGCCGAGACACAGAUAAACAUGAUGCACAGCACAGAACAGCUCAGUCCUCUCCCGAAAGGAAGACUACAGAGUCCCGAGGAGGCAGAAAACCAGUGGGAGCAAAUAGUAUUGCCGGUGUAUCCGAUGACCUGCACUGCUGCCCCGCUUUCCUUUGCCACAGUGCAGUGGGACAUGCCCGACCUCCCCUCGGAGAUGCCUUCGACCAUGACUGACAGCUGUUUGGCUGACGAGCUGCUGAGUUCUGGUGGAGAGGAUGAUGUACGCUACAGUCGUCGCACACGUAAAUCUUCUGAAGAGAAAAUAAUUGAUUUUUCCUUACAGGAGGACACAGAGAAACAAGAUGAGGUUGACUUACCACUGCCUCUAAAUACAGAUGUUGACACGUGGUGUGAAAACCUCUCUCAGCCAUGUGAUUCUGUAGAUGAGGAGGAGCAGACAGCACAGGAAAAGGACGAUCCGGCACGAGCGUCGUUAGAAGACAGUAACGAUAUCCCUCUGACAGACUCACAGAUAGACUCAGAGGAGGAAGAGGAAUGGCCAGUAACAGACGACAGUGAAGCUGCGGAGUCAUGCCAUAGUCCUGUGGAGAUUCAAGAUUCAGAAGAUGGGGCGGACAGUGAGAGUGCAGUUGACUCGAAAGUGGAAGAGGAACAGGAACAGGCGGACGUUAUGCUGACUGGACAGGAGAACUCAGAGCAAGAGUGUAGUUCAACAAACGGUGUUGAGAUAGAAAAAGAGGAUGAGGAAGGAGUUGAAGCAGAUGAGGGGCAGGCUGUGACAAAUGCAUCCUGCAGUGAAGAAAGUGAAGAGGCAAAAAAUAUUGGCAUCAUUUGCUCAAGUGACACGGAGCUUUCGGACGAGCCCGCACAAAGCGACCCCACUGGACUAACAAUAGAGCCAGACCAGCUGAUUUGUUUAAUGCAGUCAGAGGAUUCAGAAGAAAGCCGUCACUCUGACAGCACAUCAUCGUCUGAACAGGAUAUAGAAAAACAAGAACAUCUAGCUACAGCGCCUGCAAGUCACACUGAAGAGUCAACAGUAUAUGAAGAUAUGGAUCAGAUGGUGCAGCCAGAACAGCCAGAGCUUGCUCAACAACCAGAAAACAACGAGGAUCAUUUGAUACAGGAGGAAGAACAGGCAGAGUGGACGGAAAACUCUCUGGAGAAACCAGAGCAGACAAAACAAGUGGAACAGACUGGUUGUUUGGAACAGGCUGGUUGUUUGGAACAGGCUGGUUGUUUGGAACAGCCGUCAGAGCAGGGAAAACUUUGUGACCAAACGGUGACUCCACAGGACAGAGAAAUGUCAACGCGGCCACAGCUCUCUGAGUCAGAGGAGCUGGGGGAGACCGAAAAGUCAGAGCAGAUCCAGUCACACGAGGCGGAGACGCAGCACUCUGAAGACUGUGACCGGUCAGGACAGCCACAACAUCUGGAACAGUCACCACAGAUUGAGCCGGCAGAACAGUCAGCACAGCCAGAAGAUGAAGACCUGGCACGGCAGCCUGCACAGUUGGAGCAAAUAGUUUGUGUUGAGACAGAGCACACUGGAGUGGAAGAGCAGCCACAGCAGAUGGAGCCAUCAGAGCAGAAUGAGCAGUCAUUGCAAAUGACCGGCCCGUCUCCAAAACCAUCAGUAGACCCUGUGCAGCUUGUGGAAACUAACCAGACAGAUCAGUCAGAAAUAACUGAGCAGCCGUCUCCAGAGCUUCAUGUCUCACAGCCGACAGCAGAGGUCCAGUUAAAUCAGGUGGACGAGCAGGUAGAGCCCUCACAUCAGGACGCACAUGUCGAGUGUGUGAAGAAUGGAUCCUUACAGACUGUGGUGGAAAAUGGAGACGAGGACAAGCUCCCAGAGACAGAGGAGAACCACAUGAAUGGAAGCGGGGUGGACAGAGAGACGGCCUGCCGCUUGGCUGAGCGGCUCCAUAAGUUGGAUGGGAUCCAGCGCGUUGACGUGGUCAAAUACAUCGACAAAGAUAAUGACUUCAGUCGUGCGGUCGGAGAAGAAUACCUCAAAUUCUUUGACUUCACCGGACAGACUCUGGAUCAAGCCCUGAGGUCUUUCCUGAAAGUCGUGGUGCUGAUAGGAGAGACCCAGGAGAGAGAGCGGGUGCUGCAGCGGUUUGCCAGCCGCUUCCAUCAGUGCAACCCCGACUCCUUCCCCUCUGCAGGGCCGGUGCUGACUCUGACAUGUGCACUGAUGCUUCUCAACUCUGACUUGCACGGACAGAAUGUGGGAAAAGCCAUGACGGCGUCUAAUUUUGUGUCCAACCUGGAUGGGAUGAAUGAAGGAGAGAGCUUCAGCAAGGAUCUGCUGAAAAGUUUUUACAGUUCCAUUAAGACUGAGCCGCUGGAGUGGGCUGUUGAUGAGAAGGAGCUGACGAGCUCCAUAAUGCCGGAGGAAAGUGCUGAGGAUGAGGCGUCUCUGCGCUCCAAGAGCAACCCCUUCCAGGACGUCCCACACGACAGCAAGGCCAAAGUUGUCAAGCAGGGCUUCCUGCAGCGUAAAGUCCAUGCUGAUGUUGAUGGAAAACGCACUCCCUGGGGGAAGAGGAGCUGGAAAACUUUCUACGGAGUGCUGCGCGGCAUGGUGCUCUACUUACAGAAGGAUGAUUACAGGAAGGAGUGCCAGACUGUAGAGGAGGUGGUGAGCGUGCAUCACUCCCUGGCCGAGCAGGCGGCAGACUACACCAAGAAGCCCCACGUCUUCCGUCUGCAGACCGCCGACUGGAGGGUCUUCCUCUUUCAGGCCUCCUCCAAAGUAGAGAUGAAUUCAUGGAUCAACCGCAUCAACCUGGUUUCGGCUCUUCACUCGUCACCUCCGUUCCCGGCCGCUGUCGGCUCCCAGAGGAGGUUCUGUCGGCCCAUCCUGCCCGCCUCGCAGUCUGCACACACACUAGAGCGUCAGCUGCAGUCCCAUACAGGGAUGCUGGAGUCCUUCCAGGCCGACUUGGCCUACCUGCAGGAGAGUCUGCCAGAGGGACGAAGGGCCAAAUCCAAGGAGCUGGAGGAGCACCGUGUCAGGGCAGAGUACCUGCAACACGAGACUUGUCGGUACGAGGUCUACAUCCAGGCGCUGGAGGCCUGGAAGAGUUUAAACCUGACAGCUGACGUCACGGUGGACACUGCAGAACUGAGCCGGUUUGACAAAGCCAUGCGCACAGACUCUGUGGAUCAGAUGGAGGAGGAGGAAGGAGCACUGAAGAAAUCCCACUCCAGUCCCUCUCUGGAGCUGGAGAUGGCUCCUCCACCUGUGAUCAAGGUCAAACGCAAUAUCUCUGAGCGACGGACUUACCGCAGGACCAUCAUUCCUCGUCGGAAUAAAGACAUCUGACAGUUUCACGGUGAUAAGAGGACCCGUCUGUGGUGCCUUGGAAGAGAGGAUUGGUACGUUUCUGCUAUGCACUGUGUGGCGUGCGGUCCUCAUUGGUUUUAGUUUUUACAGUUCUAAUGAACAUGAAACUGAAAUAACGAUGGGACUCACUGAGAGGAGUGAGAAACACAAUCACUUUUUAAAUCUGCCUCAGCAAUCUUUUGCCGUUACUCUUCCUCCAAGAGUCAGCCUUUCUGCAUUUUUUCAUUUGCACUUUCACCAAAAAAAACCUCAAGUAGCCCUUUUUUUUGGUCAGAAACGGAUCCAUUCUCUAUUGAGUGACUCAAAAAUAUCUGGACCUAAAUUGUCUCUUGGGAUGGUACUAUAAAUAGUUUAAAUUUGCUUGUAUUUGCCAGUGUUGGCCUUUGGACAAAAAUAGGCCUUGUCAAAUUUCAACCACAAGGGGGUGCUGUAGCACAGGACAUCUUUGAGUGAACACACAGGUACAAGAUGCACCAUCUAUGUUGUCUUUUAAACUGGUGCGUUUUAAAUGAUCCUAAUUGCACUUUUUUUCUUCUUUCAAAAAUAGUGUAUAAAAUCUUGUACAUUUGAUUUUUAUGAGCAUGUAUGUCUGACUAUUAGAGCUAUGAUUUACAUAUGAAGGAUUCAAAAUGUGGUGUAUCUAUUUAGAGAAAUAGUGCCUAGCUUCAUCAUUCAAUAUCAGCGAGACCUGGAAUGGUUGUAACAUUUUUGGUUUCAUUAUCUAUAACUGAGAGGUUUUUUAUA